GGGGACCAAAGCGCGGAACCACUCAAAUCGGGCCGUGGACGUCCAGAACUUUGGGAAGUCACAAAUUCUUCUACAAUCGCGGAUUCUCCUGGCUGAACAAAAUCAAACAAGAAUUCAAUCGCAAACCCCCAGUAUCAUAUAUAAAACCGUUGCUACGGCGAAGAAUUACGAAUCGGUUUCAGCUACAUGUCCUUGAUCUAGUCUCAUCUCGGAGACCGUCUUCAUUUCUCGCGGUACCAGACGCUUGUAUCACCCUUUUGACGCCAACGUUUGCGACACAUAUCAGACUCAGAGGCUGAGAAAUGACCGUUUGUCAACAGUAUGGCCACAGAAACAGUCGAACCCACGAUACAUGAACAUGAGCCGGCAAGAAACCCAAUAGUCGUACCCAAAGUGCAUCCAGCAGCAAAGUCGGAAGAUUUCACUACGUCGUCUUCUGCGCCGAGUACAGAAUCUACCACAAGGCACAAUAUAAGCUCCGAAGAGGACUUUUCUGCAUCUGACUUGGGCCAACCGAGCCGGAACUUCCAGGUAGACGAUUUUGAGCUUAUAAAGACCCUAGGAACAGGAACCUUUGCGCGUGUCUGGCUUACGCGCGUGAAGAAUGAUCCUAGGAAGGACAAUGUCUACGCAUUGAAAGUUCUCCGUAAAGCAGACGUGAUCAAGCUCAAACAAGUUGAACAUGUCCGCAAUGAGCGAAGAGUUUUAGGUGCUGUAGCUGGAUAUCCCUUCAUUACAACCUUGAUCACUACAUUUUCGGACGAUCAGUCUUUAUACAUGCUGUUGGAUUAUUGUCCCGGCGGCGAAAUAUUCACCUACUUACGACGCGCGCGGACUUUUAGCGACGCAACAGCCAAGUUCUAUGCUGCAGAAAUCACAUUAACAAUAGAGUAUCUACACGACGUUCAGGGCGUUGCGUAUCGGGACCUCAAACCCGAAAAUAUUUUGAUUGAUACCGACGGACACAUCAAACUAGUCGACUUUGGAUUCGCAAAACAAGUGGGUAACCGUGAAACCUAUACCCUCUGCGGGACACCGGAUUAUCUGGCGCCAGAAGUGAUUCAUAACAGCGGCCAUGGUCUUGCAGUUGACUGGUGGGCGUUGGGGAUCCUGAUAUAUGAGUUUCUGGUCGGACAACCACCUUUCUGGGACCAGAAUGUCAUGCGAUUAUACGAACAGAUUGUCGAAGGCCGCCUUCGCUUUCCACAUAACAUGAACCUCGCAGCGAGGGAUAUCGUCUCGCAACUCUGCAAGACAGAUGUAACGCAACGCCUGGGUUAUAUCCAGGGAGGCUCUAAAAGAGUCAAAGCCCAUCCUUGGUUCGACAAUAUCAACUGGGAUGACCUUUACAAUCGGCGGGUCAAGGGACCUAUUAUUCCACGUUUGGAACAUGCGGCUGAUGCAACGAAUUUUGAGGAAUAUCCUCCUCCUCCGGAUUCGGACCAGUUGGAGCCGUAUACAACUGAUAUGAGAGAAAAGUAUGAGCCUCUUUUUAAUGAUUUUUGA
This is a messenger RNA of Talaromyces stipitatus ATCC 10500, 1506 nucleotides long. Its product is annotated as cAMP-dependent protein kinase catalytic subunit, putative. The transcript has 4 exons. The record is from RefSeq and is a predicted model, not a curated record. The coding region runs from base 322 to 1506 and encodes 394 amino acids. Gene Ontology annotation, biological process: peptidyl-serine phosphorylation. Gene Ontology annotation, molecular function: cAMP-dependent protein kinase activity; ATP binding. Gene Ontology annotation, cellular component: nucleus; cAMP-dependent protein kinase complex. Lineage: Eukaryota; Fungi; Ascomycota; Eurotiomycetes; Eurotiales; Trichocomaceae.